Molecule: messenger RNA, 6753 nt
Organism: Corythoichthys intestinalis (scribbled pipefish)
Lineage: Eukaryota; Metazoa; Chordata; Actinopteri; Syngnathiformes; Syngnathidae
Product: zinc finger protein 521-like
Exons: 6
Coding region: 634-4584 (1316 amino acids)
Biological process (GO): regulation of transcription by RNA polymerase II
Cellular component (GO): chromosome
Molecular function (GO): chromatin insulator sequence binding
Source: RefSeq, a predicted model, not a curated record
UGAGGAGGGAGCUUCCAUCUUCUCUUUGCUUCUUCAUCCUCCUUUUAAGAGCAAUUUAGACGUAGACUCGGAGCACAUCCGCGCACCUAAUUCUACAUUAGCUCUACUCCUCUGACGCGCGACUGCUUCUCGUGUGCUUAGCUGGAUAUCUUUCCAAAAGUCUCAUUUGCUCGUUUUUCUCCUUUUUUCGGGAAGGUUGGUUUGUUUUGUUGCACGUUUUUUUUUUCUUUUGCACUCUGACACACGAGAGGUCUUUCCCACCACCGCGAAUGAUGAUAGCGGUGGCGGUGGGCGAGAAAAAAGCAAAUAUUGCUCUUUUGAUAUCCUGAGCGUGCACACGCGUGACAUUUUCACGGGGAAUGGCAGCGGGUGACGGAACCGCUACGAGCACCAGCGACACCAGAGCCACGUUCUCGCACUUUUAUCGGGGAAAUUGGACCUUUUAAAACCCGUCUGACUACCUGCUCAUCACAAAACAAGAACAUAAUACUCAUCGAAAUACGUCGCUUAGCCUCGCGCGCCGGUGAUGGUAGCGAGACAGCCGCGCUCGAGCUCCGCACGCGCAUUUCGAGACGGUUUUGGCCACUGAGCCGUUUUACGCACAUUGUCAACUUCAGCAUUUUGUGUAGGAUCAUGUCGCGCCGCAAGCAAGCGAAGCCAAGAUCCCUCAAAGUAGAAGACAAUGUGACAGAGGAGCAGCAGCAGCACAGUCCCGGGCACACCGCCAUUCCGAGCGAUCCAGAGUGCGCCCCCGAGAGGGCGUCGGAGGACGCGGAGAGCGGGCGUCUGAGGAAGAAGAGGCUGCUCUCUCCCGAGGAGGUCGAGGAGGGAGAGGAGGACGACGAGGAGCCGGCGCUGCACAGCUGCGACAGCUGCCGGCAGGUGUUCGAGUCGCUGAGCGAUCUCACCGAACACAAGAUUAAUCAAUGCCAGCUGACAGACGGUGCAGACAUUGAGGACGACCCAUCAUGUUCUUGGCCAGCCUCAUCUCCCUCCAGUAAGGAUCAAACAUCUCCGGGACAGUGUGAAGACUAUGAUUUUGGAGAGGAUGAAGGGGGACCAGGCCUGCCAUACCCGUGCCAAUUCUGCAACAAGUCGUUCAGCCGCCUGAGCUUCCUAAAACGGCACGAGCAAAGCCACGGCGACAAGCUUCCGUUUAGCUGUACCUUCUGCAGCCGUCUGUUCAAGCACAAGCGCAGCCGCGAUCGACACGUCAAGCUGCACACUGGUGACAAGAAGUACCACUGUGGCGAAUGUGACUCAGCCUUCUCCCGCAGUGAUCACCUGAAAAUCCACAUGAAAACUCACGCCUCCAACAAACCCCACAAGUGCCCCGUCUGCCGCCGAGGCUUCCUCUCGUCAAGUUCACUGCAUGGCCACAUGCAAGUGCACGAUAGGGGCAAAGAGGGCGGCGGCUCGAGCCUCUGUCGAGUUGAUGACUGGAAACUGAAAGAGACGCGUAAGUGCAGCCGUUGUGAGGAAGGCUUUGAUGUCCCAGAAGAUCUUCAACGGCACAUUGCUGAGUGCCACCCUGAGUGCUCCCCAUCAGAGGAUGGAGGCUUGGGUGCCACCCUUCAGUGCAUCUAUUGCCACGAGCCCUUCGGUGAUGAGGGAACCCUGCUGACUCAUAUCGAUCAGGCUCACAGCCGUGACCGGAAGAGCCACUCCUGUGCUAUAUGCUCUGAGCACUUUUUGUCUGUUGAAGACCUUUAUGCUCAUAUGGACAUCCAUCAACUCCCUGAAUCUAGCAACCAUAGUAACAGCCCUUCUUUGCUAACUGUAGGAUACACCUCUGUCUCAAGCACCACUCCAGACUCAAACCUCUCUGUUGACAGCUCAACAAUGGUAGAAACAGCGCCGCCUGUCCCCAAAACACGGGGCCGGAGGAAGCGGGCUGCUCAUAACGCAUCAGAGACAGGGGGAAGGGCGGCCAAACAGCCAAAGGUUUCUUACAGUUGCAUGUACUGCAACAAGCAAGUGUUCUCUAGUUUGGCUGUUCUUCAAAUUCACCUGCGGACCAUGCACCUGGACAAGCCGGAGCAGGCGCACACAUGCCAAUUUUGCUUGGAGGUCCUGCCGUCAUUGAUAAAUCUAAAUGAACAUCUAAAGCAGGUACACAAUGCUGAAAGCCAUCCAGCCCUGCUAGCUGGCUUGCCGGACUCCCUCCUUCAGUGCAACUUCUGCCCCGAGAUACUGAGUGAUCUCAAUGCCCUGCAGGAACAUAUCCGCUGUUCUCAUGGCUUUCCAAGUCCCGUGGCCAAAGAGAGCAAUGCCUUCUUUUGUCCCCAAUGCUUCAUGGGCUUCUUGACAGAGACGACCUUGGAAGAGCAUGUUCGUCAGACUCAUUGUGACGGGGGUAGCCUGCGUUUUGACUCUCCUUUGGCUGUCACUCCCAAGGAGCCUAUUGUAGAGGUAUACUCUUGUUCAUACUGCACUAAUUCACCCAUAUUCAACAGUGUUCUGAAGCUCAAUAAGCACAUCAAAGAGAACCACAAGAAUAUUCCUCUUGCACUCAACUACAUCAACAAUGGAAAGAAGACAUUGCACUCCCUCAGCCCAUCGUCUCCAAUAACCGUAGAGCAAGCAAGCAUGCUCAAACAGGGUGGCUCAGCCACACGUUCUACUAGUGAAUUCAUAUGUAACCAGUGUGGGGCCAAGUAUACCAACUUAGAUCUUUUUCAGACUCACCUAAAGACACACCUGGAUGGCCUGCAGCCUCAACUCACCUGCCCUCAGUGCAACAAAGAGUUCCCAAAUCAGGAGUCUCUGCUGAAGCAUGUCACCAUUCACUUCACAAUCACCUCCACGUACUACAUCUGUGAGAGCUGUGACAAACAGUUCACAUCUGUGGAUGACCUGCAGAAGCACUUGCUGGACAUGCAUACCUUUGUGUUCUUUCGGUGCACAUUGUGUCAAGAGGUGUUUGACUCAAAGGUGUCAACCCAGCUCCACUUAGCUGUAAAACAUAGCAAUGAGAAGAAGGUGUACCGCUGCACCUCCUGCAACUGGGACUUCAGGCACGAGACAGAUCUGCAGUUACAUGUCAAACACAGCCACCUGGAAAACCAAGGCCGCGCCCACCGUUGCAUCUUCUGUGGGGAGUCAUUUGGGACGGAGGUGGAGCUGCAGUGCCACAUCACCACCCACAGUAAGAAGUACAACUGCCGCUUCUGCAGCAAGGCUUUCCAUGCGAUUGUGCUUUUGGAAAAACAUUUGCGGGAGAAACAUUGUGUGUUUGAGGGAAAAGCUCAGAACUGUGGUGCUAACGGCUCUGCUGUAAGUGGGGUGGACGGUCAUCCGAAAGAUGAAGCAGAGUUGCAAGGCCUUCUAACUAACAGCCAUGGGACAGGGACCACAGGAGGAUCUGUAGUGGAGUCCCAGAACAGCCACGAUGGAAGCGAGGAAGAGGUAGAGACUGCCGAGCCCAUGUAUAGUUGUGACAUUUGCGGGGCUUCGUACACAAUGGAAUCUCUUCUCACAAACCACCAGCUGAGGGACCACAACAUUCGCCCAGGCGAGAGCGCCAUGAUGAAAAGGAAAGCUGAAAUGAUCAAAGGAAACCACAAGUGCAACGUAUGCUCUCGCACCUUCUUUUCUGAGGCUGGGCUAAGGGAACAUAUGCAGACGCACCUUGGGCCAGUCAAGCACUAUAUGUGUCCAAUCUGCGGGGAGCGUUUCCCCUCUCUGCUCACCCUGACCGAACACAAGGUCACCCACAGCAAAAGUCUGGAUACAGGCAGCUGCCGCAUAUGUAAGAUGCCUCUCCAUAGUGAGGAGGACUUCCUAGAGCACUGUCAGAUGCACCCCGACCUAAGGAAUUCACUGACGGGUUUCCGGUGCGUCGUGUGCAUGCAAACGGUCACCUCUACAUUGGAACUCAAGAUUCACGGUACCUUUCACAUGCAAAAAACAGGGACAAUGUCUGCCAGCCAAUCCAUUGGUCGCGGCAAUGCCGUAUCUCACAACCAGCAGCUCCAUAAUGUCCAAAAACCAUUUAAGUGUGCCUCCUGCUUGAAAGAUUUCCGUUCAAAGCAGGAUCUAGUCAAAUUGGACAUCAACGGCCUGCCUUAUGGACUUUGCGCAUCUUGUGUGGCCAACGCUGGUUCAAAGAGCUCCAGCCCAACGAUGAAUGGAGGCAGGCAACAGCAGCAACAGGCGGGUGCCUCCACUCCAGCGCCAAACGCCGCUCAAUGGAUUCAGGGAGAGAGUCUCAGCCCAGGCGAAGGAAAAGGCAAAGCUGUCUCUUCGUCAUCAUCGUCCUCUUCCACAUCCUCAGCAGCGGCCACAAAAACACGGUGCUCGAGCUGCAAUGUGAAGUUUGAGACCGAGGCAGAAUUGCAGAACCAUGUCCAGAGUGUGCACGCAGGGGACAACAGCAGCGGGCAGCUAAAGACACCCCAAAUGUCCCCUAUGCCCAGAUCCAGUCCAUCACAAACUGAAGAGAAGAAGACAUACCAGUGCAUCAAAUGUCAGAUGGUCUUCUACAGCGAAUGGGACAUCCAAGUUCAUGUGGCCAACCAUAUGCUUGGAUCACAAGUUUCUGGAUCACUUCCCAAACUAGGUGGAAUUACUUUAAUAUUUUAACUGCAUCCCCCAGUGUUGUGCAUCCAUAAACAUAAGCAAGUCAUAUUAAUUUCCCCAUGCAUGUGAAUGUUGUGAGCAUGCUUGCAGAGACUCUUAAAAUGUUGACUAAAGUUGGAAGAAAAUAUCUUGAGAAUUUCAAUCUCUACUGCUAUGGAUGUAUGUAUUUUCGUUUAUUAUUACCUUUUUUUUUUUGUCAUACAUUCUUAUGCUUCACCUGGUCAUAUUAUGUAUAUGUGAUGUAUGACUAACAAUGCAAGUGAGAGAUUAUUCGGGCUUCAAAAUCUUCUUGACAACAAAUGGUAAUGUUAUUUACCAAAAAUCUGUGGUUGCCUUUGUUGUCAUCUGUAUGCAGGCAGUAGUAUUUGUAAAGACGAGACAAUUGGAAAACAUUUUCUUCCUCGCCUGCAGUAAGUAGGCAUCUGAAUUCUGGUCUCACGUUCCUUUAUUCAUUCAUUUAUUCAGCUCGUUUGGCGGCUCUUUCAUUACACUGCAUUAUCUGUUGUCUUCAGUGGGGGAGAGACUCAUUGAUCUGGAACCAAACCGCCUCUCUGUUUGGGACACGCUUCUAGGCGCAGGUGAAUUUAAACACGGUGGGCAAUUCUAUCAGGACCGCUAGGCAAUUCUAUCUGGGGCCUACUGUUUGUGCAUAAACAAUCAGAAGCAUGUGAUUUGUGAUUUUGAUGCCGCGGUGCAUUUGCAAAGGAGUGAGAUGAGCCCAGAGUGUAGGUGUGUGUUUUGUAUUCAUCUUUGCAAUCUGCUCACCCACUAUUCUACUGGGGGUGCCUAAUACAGUACCAUGCCAGCAUUAGUCCUUUCUAUUGCAAAGGCGGGCACGGAACACACUGGGAGGGUAGAAAACAAACCCCCCUACUGGUUACUUUAUGUCUUUCAGCAGCGCCAGCACACAGCUCCACCGUAAUAGUGGAAUUCGGGCAGCUUAAGAUAACAGGAGGAUGGGUGAUUGGGUUAUUGUCUGAUGUCUUACUCCUCUGAUAUGCCAUCGCUUUGUAUUCCACAUGAUCACGCGUUCCAUCAGACUCCUCAAAAGGCUGUAUGCUGGAUAUGUUUGUCUAGCCAAUCGUAAAAUGUGGAGAAAGCCACACGUGUGCUUGCAGUUUGUCCUAAAGUGACUUUGUAAUAUGUGGGAAAAAAAUACACAGAGCGGAAAUAAAGGAAGACCACAACACGACCACCUGCACAAUCUAAUGAGAGUGUGUACAAGAUUCGAGAUAAUGUUCCUUUUCGAUCGACGCUAUCAGAUUGGAACUCAUUAAAUAUACUGAUUAUCAUGGUUGUUGGCUGUAGCGUGCAGUAAUUUAGAACUAAUUAAGUUGGUUUGGUUUUUUUCAACUUGAAAAUAUGACUGUCUUUUAACCCUUUAACAUCUGGGCCUAUUUUGUCCGAAUUUUCAUGCCUUUGAUGUUUAAUCCCUAUAUAUUUCAAAGAAAAAUUGUUCACAAUGGCUUGGUUGGGUCCCUUGUUUCAGGACUUCAUAAGCCUUCAUGCCCAAACCUUUGUUUUCUUCACUGACCAAUUUUAAUCAAAAUUUUGGACCCAAAAAGACGAAAAAAUCCCCAGAUUUUUUGCUCAAGUUUGUAAUAUAGAUUUCCAAUUGACAACCAAACAUGCUCAACAUUUUGAAGGUUUAUAAUAUCUAUUCAACAUGUUAGGAUGAACACUCACCAGAAAAAAUUGAUACUGAAUAGUUUUUAUAUCUGAUUAUUCAACAGAAACAGCAGGUAGGGUCAAAGGCAUUUUUGCUUUCUACAUAAUAUGGUCGAAACAGGUUAUAUGCAGUAGACCAACAGUGCAAAAUAGUGAAUAUACAUAUAUACCAUCUAACACAAAAAGGGUUUGGACGAUAUCUCUUUGUGUACCCAUCACCAUAUCAAAAGUAUAUACUGUACAUUAAGCCUGAACGAUACAUCGUUUAAACAUCGCAAUCGCGAUGUGAGCGUGCGUGCGUGUCCCAUCGCAAGCACGUGCGAUAGUUUUUAUUUUUUUUAAUCCACAUACGCCUUGCUUUCUGAUCUGCGCACAGCCUCACACCCUUCUUCUCCCAAGUCUUUGUUCCUCUCAGUCACUGCGGCACUUGCUUAUUAAAGUUAACAUGGCUUUGAUCUGGCCAAAGAAGCAGACUUCACACGGGCAUCUGUCAAUCAUCGUUUA